Messenger RNA from Drosophila ananassae, 3522 nucleotides. RefSeq names its product macrophage colony-stimulating factor 1 receptor 1. The record is from RefSeq and is a predicted model, not a curated record. The coding region runs from base 717 to 3140 and encodes 807 amino acids. The transcript is spliced from 15 exons. Lineage: Eukaryota; Metazoa; Arthropoda; Insecta; Diptera; Drosophilidae. Gene Ontology annotation, biological process: positive regulation of kinase activity; protein phosphorylation; cell surface receptor protein tyrosine kinase signaling pathway. Gene Ontology annotation, molecular function: ATP binding; transmembrane receptor protein tyrosine kinase activity. Gene Ontology annotation, cellular component: signaling receptor complex.
AAUCUUAUCAUUCCGGUACCAACGCUUGUUGAUCAAACUUGUCCUGGGCCACCACGUCGGAUACGUUACUUCAAACGGGUUAUCAAUAAAAUUAUUGGAUCGUUAAUCAACCGAAGCUACAAACUAGUUUGGUGUAAAUAAAAUAAAUUUAAAAAAUAUCAGCCAAGUUAAAAAAUAUUUAAGUUUAUGGCUAUGGUGUUAGUGUUUGUGAAAAGUAAAUAUUUCUAAAAUAAGUUUCAAAGUGUUUCUCUCUAAAAUAUAUUUCAAAUAAUAAAUCAAAUACAAAAGAAAUCAAACCGAAUCGAACCGAGAAGCGGUAUUCGAAAAGUGUAAACACGGUGAAAAUAACAUUCAGAAUUUAUCUGAAUGAAUGUGUAAAUGGACAACGGAAAUUUAAUUAAAUUGCGAACAAAACGAAUAAGUAUUGUUCGGUGCGGAAGCCGACUGCCGCCCCCACAAUCCGCCUUAUUUGUGCGUUUAUUUUUUCCCAGCCAAUAUAAAAAAAAGAGAUCGAAGUGCGAAUGUUUACAGUGGCGGGGCGAGAAAACAAAUAGGCCAAAAGUGUUGAACGCAAACAAUAACUUUAAAUGAUUGCCGACAAAGUCAUCACCUGAAAAGUCAACAGUUUUGAGAGCAAUCCGACAGGCAACUGUGGAGGAGCACAAUCCACACAUGAAAUAGACUUCCAUUCAUUAUGAGGAAAGCAAUUAACCAGAAUGCAGCCAUCCGAGAAUUUUGGCACUAGGAUAGUUGGCUAUUUGGUUCUUUUCCUGCUAUGUCAGUCCUGCAACUCCCUAGACUCUACACUCCAGGGGAACAGCAGCACCACCACCACCACAACCACAACCACCAGUCCAACAGUGGUUACUUUGGGCCUCACUGCCCAGCCGGAUCUGAAGCUCCAAAUGCAUCACUAUGUGACCGUAGUACCAGAUCCUCCCAUUCCCAAUAAUGUCAGCCUGAAGGUCCACGAAACGGCCCAUAAAAUACGUUCAAAUCCCACACCAGAUGGCGAAAUCACAGACCUGAGUACAAACGUAACCCUUUACAUGGAAAAAAUUCCACGACUGCUUGUUCGAUGGCAGGAUAAUCUGCCAGAGGGUAAAUUGAGCACUUCAUACAAUGUCCUUGUGAGUGCUCUGAAUAACAGUCGGUGUCCGGAUGCGCCGUGCAGCGAAUAUGGCAUCAAACAGAAGCCCACCGACUCCGGCUACGUAUACCUGCCCAUGAAUCCCAACCUGAACGUGGAGUCCGUGGACUGCAACUACAUGUUCGGCUGUCAGUACAAGAUUACAGUGGAGACAUCCAAUGCCCUUGUUAGGCGCUCCGCUAAAGUCUAUAUUCCACAAUGUGUGGCUGGUAAGUGCUCCUGCCAACUCACUCCCACUCCCCCAAAGGUCCUGGCCGUGGGAAAAAUGCUAGGCAAUGACACCAUCAGCAUCAACCUCUCCAUCCAGGCCAGCGAUCUGUUCCGCAAGGAACAAGACUCUCGCCUGCACGAGACCCUCAGGACAUACAAAAUGCAAUUGAAAAUAAACGAAGAGACGAACCCCUCCCUGCCAUGGGGUGGUGUCCUGAAACACCUCAUAACCAGGGAGUUCAACGUGAGCGAGUUAAUGUUCCGACCGACUCCGAAGGGCUUCGAUGGCAGCAUUAAACUAGGACUGGGAACCCAGCUGAAGGAGAAGGCCUCCCUCAGUCUCCAGGCCGUCAUUAUUGAUACUGUAGGUUGCGAAGGACCUCGCAGUGUCACCAAGGUUCCCGUGCCGGCCCAUCCUGUUUUAUUGACCGAAGGCGACAGCGUGAGCAACUCAAUCGUAAUAAUGAGUGGCAUGCUCAUAGCCAUUAUCCUGGCGGGCCUCAUAAUGCUUAUCCUGCGACACAAAAGAGCAAAGACCAAGGCCAAGCAGAGGAAGCAGGAGCAGAUUUAUUUUCAAACUUUUGCCACUUCGGCUAUUGAGAUGGAGGACAACGUCAACUACGUGGACAAAUACGUGGAGCAGAAAUCCCAGGUCCUUGGCUUGGCGGACAUCUUCGAGGUGCCCCACUCAUCCAUUCACAUUGGUCGGGUACUGGGUGAGGGUGCUUUUGGACGAGUCCACGAGGCCACUGCCAUCAAUCUGCGCCGGAUGAGGGGCACCACUAUUGUGGCCGUGAAGCAACUCAAGACCAAUCCAACGGCAGACGAGGUGGCUGAGUUUCUGGCCGAGAUUGAAAUGCUCAAAGGAGUGGGCACCCAUCACAAUGUGGUGUGCUUCCUGGGAUGCUGCACUAUCAAGCCGCCAUACCUAAUGAUUAUGGAAUUUGUGGGACGGGGAAACUUGUUGAGCUACUUGCGAACGGUGCGCCAGGAGGCAAGUAAGCUGAAGAAUCGAAAUGCCAACUACACCAGUUGCCGGCCAAUUAGCACAUCCUCACAAAAGACCCAGAGUGUAAACUACAUCGAAUUGAAGGCAGACACCCAGAGCAUGGAGCUGGAGAACUCCGAUGGUCAUAGCCUAUUGAAUGGGCAUGGGCCGCGGCAGCAACAUCCUUCGGUUGCCGAGACCACCUACACGAUUGUGGAGGACGAGGAGCCGUUCGAGUACAUCCUCGACAAUAAGGAGCUGCACAACUUUGCCCUCCAGAUAGCCAAUGGAAUGCGAUUCCUCGAAGAGCAGGAAAUCACACACCGCGACCUGGCGGCUCGUAACGUGUUAAUUGACAGCAAUAAGACUCUGAAAAUAUCAGACUUUGGGCUUUCGAGGCACGGAAUAUACACAAACACAAAAACACGAAAGCUGCCCCUGCGAUGGCUCUCCAUCGAGGCGAUUCGCGACAAUGUUUACUCCAGCAAGAGCGAUGUGUGGGCGUACGGCGUGGUGCUCUGGGAGAUCGGCACCCUGGGCGCCUCCCCCUAUCCGACGAUCAGCAACAGUGAGCUGAUACCCUUCCUGAUGGCUGGCAACCGGCUGCAGAGGCCGGAUAUCUGCACCCCGCAGGUGUACACCAUCAUGCUGCAGUGCUGGCUGGAGGAGCCGGAGGAGCGGCCCACCUUCGAUGCCCUGUACAAGGUGCUGAGGCCAAAGACCACCUACGUGGAUAUCAACAGUCUGAGUGAUGAUUACGUAUUCCCGCCGAUUAGUGAGAAUAGAGAAUAAACUUAGGAUUAGUAGUAUUUUUAACAUUAUGAGUGUAUUUAUGUAACUUCCUAGUGUAUAUAUUAAGCUGUUAAUAAUAGUUCUCUUACUAUAAAGUAUCGUUGAAAACUUUUUUGUUAAUUUUAAUCCAUCGUACGCUUAUGGCAUCUCCCCCUGUGAGUCCAACACUUUUCGGAACAAAGUACAGACAUAAGUUCAGCCCCGGUUUGAAAUUGUUUUAUAAAUUUAUUUCUGCCACAGAUUGUAAAAAGUUAAUUGUAAUUACUAUAAUAAUGGCCACUGUAUACGAACGUUUUUCAUGUGCUGUGAGUAUGAAAAAUAAUUAAAUGCAUGUAGUGCAUGCAUGCUCUCUAAAGUAUUAAUAAAAUUUUCCUGACAUUAA